AUGAAAUCGACGAGAAGAGAGUAAGCCCUAGCAAGCACAGUAGCUCCGUCGAGAGGAGAAGCCGCGUCUACAAGAUGACUGUCAAACGCAGGAACGGUGGCAGGAACAAGCAAAACCGAGGCCACGUCAACCCAAUCAGAUGCUCCAACUGCGGCAAAUGCUGCCCAAAGGAUAAGGCCAUUAAGAGGUUCAUCGUGAGGAACAUUGUGGAGCAAGCUGCCAUUAGAGAUGUUCAGGAAGCCAGCGUCUACGAUGGGUACGUAUUGCCGAAGCUAUAUGCGAAGACGCAAUACUGUGUCUCCUGUGCGAUCCACUCUCACGUCGUCAGAGUCCGAUCCCGUACCAACCGCAGGGUUCGUACUCCUCCGCCGCGUUUUGCCAGACGCAAGGAGGAUGCCCCAAAGCCUGGACAACCAGGGCAGGCCCCUCGUCCUGCUGGAACUGGAGCUGGAGCUGCACCGCGUGUCUGAAGAGCCAUCAAGCAGCUUUCUCUUGAUUCUUUUGCCAUGUGGAUUUUGAAUGCUGUCAAAGUAUUUCAGUAGUUGGUUCAACUUUCUAUCUAGUUUUGGGCUCAAAUGAUCUUACAUUGCAAUUCAGCAUCUUUAAACUAGUGAUUGCUGUUUUCCAAAGUAUUGAUUGUUCUAAUCUUCAUGUAAUGUUGGCGAAAAGCUGCUUGUUGAAUUUGAGAGCCAGAUUUUCACUGGAUUUGCUAUGUAACAGAAGUUCUUAUUUUUUUGAAUCAGACCGGAUCAGUGUCCGCUGUAUAUAAUGCAAUCAUUAAACUUGAAUCAUAAUAAUCAACGCGAUCAAAAUGACUAAACA
Molecule: messenger RNA, 822 nt
Organism: Thlaspi arvense
Lineage: Eukaryota; Viridiplantae; Streptophyta; Magnoliopsida; Brassicales; Brassicaceae
Source: the annotation of a GenBank genome assembly